AUAUAUAUAUAUAUGUAUAUGUGAGGAGAGAAUACGAUCGUGGAGUCACAUGUGUGCGUGUGCGUCUGUGUGGGAAAAUGAAAUGUAUUAACUAACUUAGCUAAAAACUGAUGGAAAGAAAUGACUUGAAUCGCAUUGAAUCUCAAAUGUACAAGAUUCAGUUAUUGUUUUGCGGUUGCUGGUUAGAGACUCGUUAGUUAAUUAAAUGCGCUUGUUGAUGUUGCUAUUCGAACGAUCUUUGCUUAGCUUAGCUUAGUGUGUUACCGUUUGUCUUUAUGUAUACAUAUAUGUGCAUGUGUUUUUGUGUGCGAUUCUAAUAGCGAUCUAAAGCGAUCCUUUGAUGUUAUGUAAAAUAAAAAUUUUUAAUAUAAAAAUUUAAAAAAAAAAAAAUAUGAAAAAACUUUAUGCAAAAACAUCUUUCACUCAUAAGAACCGCUCGAAUAAAUGCGUUAUUAAAGCUAGUGAUGAUAAUGAUGUAUGUCACGAACCCAUAUUAGCUUAUCAGUCAACACUGAGCGAAACUCAAUCAGCCCCACCGCCACCACCCUCAGCCACCACGAUCACAUCGUAUAAUCGAAUGUUACGCGAAACGAAACCCCCGAAAUAUACGCCUCGUUAUCCUUUCGUGAGUCCGGUAAAUUCUGAUCAUACGAAUUUACGUAAAUUCCAUCAUCCUUGCGUGCCUAUGCUUGAAGAUAUACCAUAUUAUUCGAUAACUGAAUUGGAUGAUUUGCAUUUACUUGAUCAUCGGCAUCCGGAAUUUCAUCAAAUGUUACGCAUGCAACAAACCAAAGUUUAUCAUAAUCACAAUGAAUUGGUGCUACAGCUUCCCAUGGCCUCUGAAUUUGAUUCGCAUGACCUAAAUGUGACGCCAUUGGCUUCACCCAUAUAUGAAGCACCACAAAUAGUUGGCUUUGUCGGCAAUUCCGGACAAAAGUCACAAAGGAAUUACAUGUUAACACCAACCUCGUUAACAAAUCUAUCGUCAGCGUCAUCGACAUUGUCGUCGUCGUCGUCCAUAUCAACAUCAUCAGCGACCACUUCGCCAACAAUGUUGCGCAUGUCGUGUUCUGCUAAUGUUAAGAGUGCGAAAAGUUUAAACUCAAUAACACCGCCUCCACAAACCACUAUAACUUCUACAAGCACCGCGUCGCAUGAUUACAAUAUUUAUGAAUCGUAUAAACGAAAUCAACCGCAGUUUUUUAACAGUUCAAUAUUGGCAGCAACAACAAGUUUCGCUGAACAAAGUAUUAUUGGGGCACGUGCCUCCGUGAUGGUCUACGAUGAUAAUCAAAAGAAAUGGGUACCCUCUGGGACUUCGUCUGGCCUCAGUAAGGUGCAAAUCUAUCAUCAUCAACAAAACAAUACAUUUCGAGUGGUGGGACGAAAAUUGCAAGAUCAUGAAGUGGUCAUUAAUUGUUCCAUACUCAAAGGACUCAAAUAUAAUCAGGCAACAGCUACCUUUCAUCAGUGGCGUGACUCAAAAUAUGUGUAUGGCUUAAAUUUCUCCAGUCAACAUGAUGCUGAAUCGUUCGCGCGGGCUAUGAUGCAUGCGUUGGACGUUUUAAGUGGACGUGUUAUAAAUAAUGCUGUACAACCUACGAACGGUAAUAGUUACGAGGAGGAUAUGGGUUAUCGUACGAUGACCAGUGAAGAUGCGGCGAUGUUGAGGCAACAACAGCAAAUAACAGGCCAAGUAACGCCUUCUGCUCAAACGCCAACUUCGCAAACGAAUCAAAAUAAUAUACCACAAAGCCCACCGACACCACAGGGUCAUCAUCGAACAAGCAGGAAUUCCCUUAGUGCUCCAACGGCACCACCACAAACCACACAAAUGCAACAUCAGCAACAUCAGCAGCUUCAACAGCAGCAACAGCAACAACAGCAGCAACAACAGCAACUUCAAUCACAACCACAACAAUCCGCAAUUUAUGGCCAAAAUAUUAAUGGACCUAAUCAAAAUGGCAUGCAGCAGCAGCAGCAACAACAACCAGCAACAAGUCAACAGAUACCACCAGUUCCCGGUCAUACGCAGUAUCAUGCACCACAGCAACUGCCACAACAUCCACAACAACAGCAGCCACAGACACAACCUCAAAAUCAACAACCGCAACAUUCAAUUUAUGCAUCACAACAAUUGGUCAAUACUGGCGGGUAUCAACAAAAUCAGUAUCAGCAACCGCAUUAUGUUUUAUCGAAUUCUAAUCCAAAUCUUAAUAUGCAUCAAUAUCCAACACAGCAACAGCAGCCAGCACAACCACCACAGAUAGCAAUAAAUGCGAAUAUACCACAGCCGCCAAUGCCACCACCGCAUCAGCCACAAAAUGGUCCAGGAGCUGGUGGUCCACCAAUUUACGUGUCGUCUCAGGUACAGAUGGGAGCGGGCGGUCUUCCAAAUUCGAAUAGCUCUGGCAGUGUGGUAUAUAAUGCGUUGCCGCAGCCAGGCGGUAUAGUGCCUAUGGCUCCGCAACCAUCGCAAGCUCCAGCUUUAACCAAUGGACCCCCGAUUCCGCCAAACGCGUACGGUCAAAUGAAUGGUGGAAUUCAAGCACAACAACAACAACAACAAGAGAAUGGCUUUGGUCCACCAGCCACAACGAUAGCGUCAAAUUCACAAAAUCAAAAUAUGCCACCCAUGGCACCGCCACAUAAUCGCAUGAGCAACAGCAGCGGUGGGGCUCCGGCACCACCACCGCCUCCAGCUUUUGGUGGAACGUCUCAGCUAUUUCAUACCAACACUAGCAGCAGCAAUAUCGGUGGCGGCACUAAUGCACCACCACCACCGCAACCACCAGCUCCGCCAGCGCCUCCCACAAUGAGAGGUCCUGCGGCCGCUGCACCACCGCCACCACCACCACCACCCAUGACUAGUAUGGCUGCUAAAAAGGAUGAUCCUCAAAAUGAACUAAUGGGAUCUUUGGCUGCCCAAUUACAACAAGCUAAAUUAAAAAAGAAGUCUACUCCAGCUCUUCCGACUGAGAAUAGCAGCAGUAGUACAUCGAGCAGUGGUGGUGGUAGCGGUAACUACGGUACAAUAGGCCGCGGAACCACAGGUAUGGCUUCCAUGAUGGAUGAAAUGGCAAAAACUUUAGCACGAAGACGAGCUCAAGCUGAAAAAAAAGAACCUGAACCUGAACCAGAAAUUAAGCAAAGACCUUGGGAAAAAUCAAACACAUUGCCUCACAAAUUGGGAAGCUCUGCAUCAUCAAACGCUAGCAACAGCAAUACGAAUUCCAUAAAUACAUCGAACAGUGGCGGCGAAUCGCCCAGACCUAUGCGUAAACGUUUUGGCAGUGCCAGUGAAGAAACGAUACUUAAGCAGGUGAAUGGCGAUGGCUUGUCACUGGCUUUGUCCGGCAGCGACUUGGAACAAUUGAAGGCUGAAAUAGUUAGAGAAAUGAGAUUAGAAAUGCAAAAAGUCAAGGAAGAGAUAAUAAAUGCAAUUAAAUCGGAAUUUAAUCGCAGAUAAAAUCAUUAACUUAGCGAUAAUUGAAAAUAAUGAAUUUAUUAGCACUGCUAAUAUAUAAUAUAUAUACUUUUAAUCAACAUAUAUAUGCCGCGUGUUCUCUUUUUUUAUAUAUUAUAUACACACAAAAAAUAUAUCGAACGUAAUUUGCGAGACAAGGAGUGUAGUAAGCAGCAUAAGAAAUAUCAAACAAUAUAUAAACAAUUUAAGCGUAUAUAUAUAUAUAUAUCUUGUAUAUAUAUACAUAUACACAACAACAAAAAAUCGAUGAUAAUCUUAUUUAUACAUUAAAAUAUUAUUAUAAUUAUUACCAGUAUAUCAAAAUCCGAUUGAAUUGUAAUGGAAAAACAAAAGGAAAAUUCAUACUAAAAAAAAAAAA
Molecule: messenger RNA, 3845 nt
Organism: Glossina fuscipes
Lineage: Eukaryota; Metazoa; Arthropoda; Insecta; Diptera; Glossinidae
Gene: ena
Product: protein enabled
Exons: 9
Coding region: 392-3469 (1025 amino acids)
Molecular function (GO): SH3 domain binding
Source: RefSeq, a predicted model, not a curated record